GCACAGGCGAGGGGCUGGCUAAUGGGUGACUUGUCCCCAUUCAGAGGUGUCUUAGCAAGAGAGGGACCCACUUGGGGACCCGCAGGGUGAUGGAGGCAUGGGGCAGAGGGAGCUGGGCUGCACAGGGUGGGUCCCACUGAUCCCAUCCUGACCAUUAAGGGGUCCCUGGCUGUUUCCCUGCAGGGAGGAUCCAUCCCGGAGCUGCUCCAAAAUGCACAGGACCACCAGGAUAAAGAUCACUGAGCUCAACCCACACCUGAUGUGCGCCUUGUGCGGGGGCUACUUCAUAGACGCCACCACCAUCGUGGAGUGUCUGCACUCCUUCUGCAAAACCUGCAUCGUUCGCUACCUGGAGACGAACAAGUACUGCCCCAUGUGUGAUGUGCAGGUGCACAAAACCAGACCCCUCCUCAGCAUCAGGUCGGACAAAACCCUUCAGGACAUCGUGUACAAACUGGUCCCAGGGCUUUUCAAAGAUGAGAUGAAGAGGAGGCGAGACUUCUAUGCAGCCUACCCUGUGGCAGAGGUUCCCAAUGGAUCCAAUGAGGAUCGUGGGGAAGUCUCCGAGCAGGACAAAGGGAACCUGACAGAUGAUGAGAUCGUCAGCCUGUCCAUAGAGUUCUAUGAAGGCUCAAGAGAAGAGAAGAAAGGGAGCAUUGAGAAUGGGGACCUGGAGAAGGAGAAGAAUGGGCUGCGGUUCCUGCGCUGCCCGGCUGCCAUGACUGUCAUGCACUUGGCCAAGUUCCUCCGCAACAAGAUGGAUGUUCCCAGCAAGUACAAGGUUGAAGUCCUCUAUGAAGAUGAGCCCCUGAAGGAGUAUUACACCCUGAUGGACAUUGCCUACAUCUAUCCCUGGAGGAGGAACGGGCCCUUGCCCCUGAAGUACCGCGUCCAACCCGCCUGCAAGCGGCUCAAGCUGUCCCAUCCCAUCACCCCCGAGGGCACCAACACCAGCGGCGCAUCCGAGUGCGAGUCAGUCAGUGACAAAGCUCACAGCCCGGCCACGCUACCGGCCACCUCCUCCUCCCUGCCCAGCCCGGGGACCCCAUCCCAUGGCUCUCCCAGCUCCACCGGCACCGGCACCGCGCUCAAUGGCUCCUCGAACUGCCACCCGCUGCCUGCCGCCCGGUGCCGCAAAGCGACUGUCAAUGGCAGCACGGGCUCAGCCCUGACCUAAGCACCGGGCGGAUGGGGGACUCCUGGCUGGCUUUUCUAGAUCUCUAUAUAUUAUAUAUAUAUAUACAUAUAUAUGUGUACAUAGGGAGAGCAAAGAACGGAAGCAAAACAAGACAAAUUAUACAUACUUAUUUUCUAUUGAUCAACCAGAUUAAUUUAAAGUGCAAAUAAGACACAUAAAAGUGGUUGAAUAUUUUUAAAUGAUUUUUUUCUCCC
Molecule: messenger RNA, 1392 nt
Organism: Melopsittacus undulatus (budgerigar)
Lineage: Eukaryota; Metazoa; Chordata; Aves; Psittaciformes; Psittaculidae
Gene: PCGF2
Product: polycomb group ring finger 2
Exons: 9
Coding region: 212-1177 (321 amino acids)
Biological process (GO): negative regulation of transcription by RNA polymerase II
Cellular component (GO): PRC1 complex
Molecular function (GO): promoter-specific chromatin binding
Source: RefSeq, a predicted model, not a curated record